This is a messenger RNA of Colossoma macropomum (tambaqui), 4281 nucleotides long. RefSeq names its product formin-like protein 13. The transcript has 12 exons. Lineage: Eukaryota; Metazoa; Chordata; Actinopteri; Characiformes; Serrasalmidae. Bases 71 to 1714 code for a protein of 547 amino acids. The record is from RefSeq and is a predicted model, not a curated record.
CUUUCAGAUGGCAAUGCAAGCAUAGAGACACCUUGCACAUGUGACACCUUUAUAAUUCUCACCAACCAGGAUGAAUUUCAUUUGCGGGUUCCCCCUGAAUGAACAAAUAAGCACGGAGGAUGUCAGGAAUGAGCGGGAUGCCUGGGUCAAAGCCAUCAACAAGCAGUGCAUGGACUGGAAACGCAGGUCCCAGUAUGAAGACCUCAGAGAAGCCCAAAAACUCUCCGAUAUUACGAAAGUCAUCAAAGAAAACCAGUCUACACACGAGAGAGAGCCUGAGACAGGCAAGAUGCAGAACAACCAUGUGCCUCUCUUGGUGCCGCCACAGCCAUUUCCUCGGAUUCUGUCCAAAUCUCGAGCUGUUGCUGUGCCUAUUCCAGUGCCAGCACUAGCACUAGAACCAGUGCAUAAACCUUCAGUGGAGCUAGAGCAGAUGCCUGAGUUAAAGCCACAACCUGUACAAGAGAAAACUCUAGUAUCAUUAGCAGAGAGCAGGCUAGCUCCAUUACCACAGCUUGAGUCCGUCCAAUCACCGCUGUUUUCUGCUGCCCCGACCCCUCCACCUCCUGUGCCACCUCCACUGCCCAAGAAGAAGAAGACAGAAUCCCUAAUAAUAAGGACUAGGGCCUUUCACUGGGACCUUAUUGCUCAAGACAAGAUUGCGAAGUCAGUCUGGGCACGGGGGAGCCCUAGAGAAAUUGAAAUCGACACCUCUCGUUUGUAUGAGCAAUUUGGAGUCAAAGACUCGGCCAACAUUUCUAUCUUGGAGUCAAGCAAUCAUGUCGAAAUCAUGCUGAGUGCGAAAAUUGCACACAACUUCAAUAUUUUCCUCAAAAGUUUCCCUGUGCAACCAAAGGAGCUCAAGGACAAACUGUUCAUUGUUAAUGAGGGAGAUGGGGGCCUCUCUGAUGAACACAUUACUUCUCUCAGGAGGUAUGUGCCAACUGCAGAUGAUAAAGAAAUGUAUAGGUCAUACAAAGGAGAUGUGAGUGAACUGCACUUGGUGGAUCAGUACAUGCUGGAGCUGUGUAAUAUCCCGUACCUGAGCCCUCAGCUGGACCUGUUGCUGACCCUCAGAGAACUGCCCAUCAGCAUGGAUGACCUGAAACCGCUGAUUAACCAGAAGAUCCGCAUGUGCCAGCAGCUGUGGGGCUGCGAAGCGUUCGUCUGCGUGCUGGAGUACCUACUGGCCAUGGGCAAUUACCUCAACCAGAACGCGGGCAAAGAAAAGGCCAAGGGAUUCCGCCUCUCAUCUCUAACUAAGAUCUCGCAACUGCGUGGGAAUGAGAAGAGGUUCACCUUGAUGCAUGCCCUUGUGGAGCAGAUCAUGUUGCACGAGCCCCGUUUGGCCACAUUUUUCCGGGAGCUGGCGGAAUUCGAGAUGGUCCCUGGGGCUUCAGUUAAAGGCCUAACAGCUGAGGUGGAUGUUGUGAAGAAUGAGCUACAGAAGGUCAUUCAGUACAGGAAAACAUACAAGGGGAAAAACCUCGGCAGCCAGCACUCCAAAUUCACCAAGGAUUUGAAGUUGGCCAUUGAGAAGUACGAGGCUGAUCUGUACCAGCUGACGAAGAGGUGCGAAGAGAUGAGGAAACUCUAUACUGACAUAUUGGUGAAAUUUGGUGAGCCUUUGGAUCAAGAUUCUAAAGAACUCUUCGGCUGUGUUUGCCAAUUUGUCAACGAAUUCAAAAGGAUACAUUCAGAGCUGACAUGUUGAGAUAUUUCACCACCUGUGUGCGUGUGCUUGUGUCUGUGUGUGUGUGUUUGUGUGUGUAUUUGUGUGAUUCUCAGCUGGCUGUUAUGUAUGAAGUAUGGUCCCGAAGCAAGACCUGCCCUCUCAAGCAUAUCAUAGAAGGCGUGUCGGGUCCAAAGGCCAUUUGAAUGUCAGUCUAAACUGAAUAGCAAGGUGUUUUGUGAGCAGCCUAAUCCAAAGGGUUUUAGGGAAGGAUUUGCUAGAUCUAUUGCUGCAAUGGUGUUUACUUUGAUUAAAAGUCUCGGGCAGAUUUACUGAAAGGCGGCUCUCAGACUCCAGUCCAUAACAAAGGGGCGCUGCUGGAUGCACUGCUAGCUCAGGAGAAAAUGCUCGGUUAGAGGCUCGUAUAGAUCGGUUGUUACUUUUCGGAGAGCUCUUUCAAUGGAAGUUACUGGGCUGGAUAAGACAAACGGGGGCUGCCAAGCUGCCAGCGGCUCCACAGCUGGCCGGCAUGGAGGGAGCGCUCCAGCGGCCAGAGCCAGCUGAACCCCGUCCACACACAUUUCUCCAGACACUCUGUCCCCCUCCCGCCUUGGCCCGAUGGACGGACGUGAGGGCUUUUCUGGCCCAUUCGGGAACGGCUCCAAUUGACAGCCAUGGAGCAGGGUGACAUCUGUGGCAGCUGCUAGUUUAAAGACUGCUUCUUUUUGUUCCUCUUCUUUCACAUUGGCCACUUUGCUGGAUCGCGGCGCUAAGCUGCACUUUAGAACAUCUCAGAUUGAUUUUGUCUGCGACUUGAGGGAGCGCAGGGGUCCAUGCAUCUUACAUUUUAAACAGAAAUAAAGAGCAGGGAGAGGACACACAAGCACUUGUUUUAAAGGAACACUGGUAUUUUUCAAUCUAGUGUCUAUCAGCUACAUCUGUAUAUCAUACAGUGAAUUACUGUAGACAAUAGGUUCAGUGUUGUACAUGUACAUAGCUUGGCUAAAGCAAAAACCUUGACUUCCAUUAAAAGCAUGUUUCUAGUUUGCAUCAGGGUUCCCAUGGAUUCUUAGAAAAUCUUUAGCUCUGUUUACUUCGCUGUCGUAGAGGCCACACGUUAAUUAUAAAACAUCCAAUAUCUGCAAUGCCUAUGUUUCUGCUGUGUUUAAACUAGCCACCUUUCAUUUGAACACUGGCAUGUAAAAUGUGAGCACAUGGACAGAGUCUGUUUUCUGCUGCUACAGCAAUAUGCCUCCAAAACCAUAUACGCAAUGCACAUAAACGCAAUGUUUUUCAACCUCAAGUCAUAACUGGUUGAAAACUACUCUGGAAACAUUGCUCUUUACUCGCCGUGUGCUGCAUUUCUGGGGUAAGACUGACGUUAGCAGAAACAUUAGGGCCUUCGAAGAUGAGAGAAAAGAGCAGGCUGCUGUGGCAUGUUAAAGCAAUAUGAAAUAAAAGCUAUUCAUGAACCUAUAAGAUGGUUAUUCCCAUAAAUAGGCCAAUAAAACUAAAGCUAUCAAUUCAGGGUGUAUAAUAAUAUACACAUCAAAACUGAAGGGAUUUCACUGCAGGAUAUUAAAGUAUCUUGUAGCCAAAUCAUCAGAUCAGUCUAUCAGAUUUGAUCAUAAGCCAAUAUUAAACACACUAUAUAUGGUCAAUCUGAAAAAGUAGGCUAAAAUCAGUCCAGAGUGUCACAUUAUGCACAUACUGUAAUACUAAAUGGCAGAGUAACAUAAUUACCUAAAUUCAAUAUUAGCUGUUACUCAAUACUGAAUGACUCAGAAGAAUCAGACCGAGAGACUAAAACUAAUCGGGACAUCCCUGAUAAAAUUGUAAAAUGAUGCCAUUGUUCAUAUUAAACUAAUCCAGAAUAGUCCAACAACCAAAAAUAUCUUGCUGACCGUGGAUGUGGGGUCAAAAGUAACUGCUGAUGAAGGACUAGAGGAGAACUCAGUGAAAAGAUUGUGUUAGGACAGUGCAACCUCAAAGUCUAUAUAGAUAUUUUUUCCUCAAAACAGUUUACAUAAAGUAGAUACAUAAAACAUGCCAUAUUUGAGGGUGUGCCUUGUUAUAUGGUUAAAGUGGUAUUAUUUUUAUCAUGCUGAGGUCUUAAAAAGGUAUUAAAAAGCACUGAAUUUACAUGGGAAUGUCUCAGAGCUGUUGUCUAUAAUAUUGUGCUACAGAUGCGACAGAUAGAGAUUACCUUGAAAACUGCUGUAGUGAUCCUUUCAAAGACUGAAUAUUUGGAAUAAUGAAGUCUAGUUAAACUCUCAGGUGUAGUACACAAAGGGCUAUUUCAAGAAAUGAUUAACCAUUUCACAAAUUGUUAGAGAAAAAUGUAAAUGUAAUUAUUUGCAGCAGCUAUUAACAUGAACAUUUAGAUAUAGCACACAGUAUGGUUCACAUUUGGUGGUUUACCCUGUAGUGAAAUAAAAAAUAGAAAUAAAAUAAAUAAAACUGAAAUGAUUAAAUUACCAUGUUUUUAUUUCAUAUGUUUGUGGCAUCUCCUCAGGCCCAGCAGGAGUUUUAUAAUGCUCAAAUCUUCAUCUCAGUCUGGCAGACAAAAUCCCCCUUUUCCACAGAGAAGAUUCACAAUCUGUGAUUCC